Molecule: messenger RNA, 1986 nt
Organism: Spea bombifrons (plains spadefoot toad)
Lineage: Eukaryota; Metazoa; Chordata; Amphibia; Anura; Pelobatidae
Gene: EDA
Product: ectodysplasin A
Exons: 8
Coding region: 498-1616 (372 amino acids)
Biological process (GO): immune response; animal organ development
Cellular component (GO): membrane
Molecular function (GO): tumor necrosis factor receptor binding; death receptor agonist activity; death receptor binding
Source: RefSeq, a predicted model, not a curated record
CCACAUAAGCAUUGCGUCAGUGUACCUGCAGUGCGCCCCAGUGGCCCACAGGUGGCGACCUUGUUUCUGUUACGUGUGGGAGGAGCUCACUUUGAGGAUGUGUGUGUACUUACAAGGCGUUUCUGCGAUUGGGCAAACAUUUUCUCUGUGGGAGGUAUGAUACUGCGUAUGGGCGGGGCUUGAUGUGAGGGCGAUUGAGGCGUGUAAGCUUUGUGCCAAGGCUUUGAGGGGAGGGCCUGGUGGGGAAUGGGCGUGGCUAUGUGUUGGAAGUCUGUGCUGUGUCCCGCGCCUCCUCUUUGCCCUGCUGUGAAGAGUUACUUGAUGUGGUGUUCGCCGCCGAGCCGUGUCGGUCACUUACAGUCUCUGCACCGCUCAUGGCUCUGUAGCCGGUGUUGUAUUUACCAGCCAAAAGUGCUCCUGAGGGACCGUAACAGUCCCGGGGCCGGGCUGCAACUUCCUUCGUCGGUGUCUUGACCGCUCCUUAACCCGUUGCGAGCAUGGCACCUCGAAGCCUGUCCGAGAAGCAGCCUGGGACGGACCCCUCCCUUUCCUUGGACACCGGCUCCACCUCUCUGACGCCGCCACCGCACUCGGGAUGCGGCUGUCCGAAGGUUUGCGGUGGCUGCCGGCUCUUUUUGGCACUGUUCGCCCUAUCUCUGUCGCUGCACUUGGUGACUAUCUGCUGCUAUCUGGAGCUCCGCUCUGAGCUGCGGAGUGAUACGGGCUCUGGCCCAGGGACAAGGGACGCUGAAGUGGGCAUCAGCCAACUGAGUAUGACGGCACUUCGUCUUAGUGACAUGCAGCUAUCGGCAACUUCACAGGGGCGUCAGAUGGCCCUUUUAAAUACGUUAAACACCGAAGACAGAUCACAUCUGGAAGAAGAAAGCAGGGAUUUACGGAGAACAAAACGGAACAAAGGCAGUGAAGCAUCUGAGAGUCCAAGUUCUAGCAGAAAUAAAAAGAAAGGCAAGAAAGUUGGACCUCCUGGGCCUCUGGGACCACCGGGACCACCAGGACCUCCUGGACCACCAGGACCUCCAGGAAUUCCAGGUAUCCCAGGAAUACCAGGAACAACUGUGAUGGGGCCUCCAGGUCCUCCUGGACCGCCAGGUCCUCAAGGCCCACCAGGCCUUCAGGGACCUACAGGUGCAACAGAGAAGACAGGUCCCAGAGAAACUCAGCCUGCUGUGGUGCACCUUCAGGGGCAAGGAUCUGCAAUCCAAGUAAAAAAUGAUCUUUCAGGUGGAAUCCUACAUGACUGGUCCCGGAUUGCCAUGAAUCACAGGGUGUUUAAGCUGCAUACACGCAGUGGUGAACUGGAGGUGCUAGUGGAUGGUACCUACCUCAUCUAUAGUCAGGUAGAAGUUUACUAUAUCAACUUCACAGAUUUUGCCAGCUAUGAGGUGGUUGUGGAUGAAAAGCCCUUCCUGCAGUGCACACGAAGCAUAGAACCUGGAAAGACCAACUUCAAUACAUGCUACACAGCCGGGGUUUGCCUCUUAAAAGCCAAGCAGAAGAUUGCAGUGAAGAUGGUCCACGCAGACAUCUCCAUCAACAUGAACAAACAUGCAACAUUCUUUGGAGUCAUCCGUUUAGGAGAAGCACCUGGCUCAUAAGCAUAAUACCGAUUACGACCUGCACUGUGUUGCUAGAAACACAUUGGUUGUUUUUGGAGCUUGCUAAAAUGCAGCAGGAGAAAUGCCAGUCGACUUCUUACAGCCGUGCGAUGUGUUGAUGAAUAUGAAGAUACAGAUACUCCUGCCAAAGAUACAGAGAGGAACACUUGAUAGUUGUGGUUAUUUUACAGUGUUCCAACUGAACUAUGACAGUGAAAUCAUUCAAAGCAGUGGGUCAGAACUAUUCCUGUGGACACAGGGCUGUUUAGUGAAAGACAUACUAGGAUGUUUUUGCACUUGUUGGCUGUCACCAACAGCAAAGAGAAUAUGAAAGCUGGUGAUUAUUAAGAAAAAAAAGAGAUGGAAAAAG